GACUUGACUGAAAUGUCAGAGCCCUGCAAUUCACAGGCUGGGCAGCAGCUGCAUCCCGCGUUUCCCAGAAGCAUUACAAGACUGUCACUUUGCAAACUUCCUCAUCCUUUUCUGCAGCGAUUCCGAAAUCAACAUGCAGACUCCGCUUACCAAGGUCACAAAGACCUACUUCCUCCUACGGAUUCUUCUGCUCUGCACGCCUUUUGGGAAGUCACACACUGAAGAAGACUUCAUAAUUACAACCAAGACUGGAAGGGUCCGAGGCCUGAGCAUGCCGGUUCUUGGUGGCACAGUGACUGCUUUUCUCGGAAUCCCCUAUGCACAGCCUCCUCUGGGUAGCCUAAGAUUCCAGAAGCCGCAACCCUUAAACAAAUGGCCUGACAUCCAUAAUGCCACUAAAUAUGCAAAUUCUUGUUAUCAGAACAUAGACCAAGCCUUCCCAGGCUUCCAGGGGUCAGAAAUGUGGAAUCCAAACACGAACCUCAGUGAAGACUGCUUGUAUCUGAACAUUUGGAUUCCAGUACCUAAGCCCAAAAAUGCUACUGUCAUGGUAUGGAUCUAUGGUGGUGGCUUUCAAACUGGCACUUCCUCUCUACCUGUUUAUGAUGGGAAGUUUCUAGCUCGUGUUGAAAGAGUUAUUGUAGUUUCAAUGAACUAUAGGGUAGGAGCCCUAGGUUUCCUAGCUUUUCCGGGAAAUCCUGAUGCUCCAGGAAAUAUGGGUUUAUUUGAUCAACAGUUGGCACUUCAGUGGGUCCAAAGAAAUAUAGGUGCUUUUGGAGGGAAUCCUAAAAGCAUAACAAUUUUUGGAGAAAGUGCAGGGGCAGUUUCAGUUAGCUUACAUUUGCUCUGUCCCCAAAGUUAUCCUUUGUUUACCCGAGCCAUUCUGGAAAGUGGCUCCUCUAAUGCCCCCUGGGCAGUAAAGCAUCCAGAGGAAGCCAGAAACAGAUCCUUGACCUUAGCUAAAUUUACUGGCUGCUCAAAGGAGAAUGAGAUGGAGAUGAUUAAAUGCCUUCGAAGUAAAAAUCCGCAGGAAAUUCUUCUGAAUGAAAGGUUUGUUCUCCCCUCUGAUUCCAUCUUAGCGAUAAAUUUCGGUCCCACAGUGGAUGGCGAUUUUCUCACUGAUAUGCCCCAUACACUUCUCCAACUUGGAAAAGUGAAAACAGCUCAGAUCUUAGUGGGCGUUAACAAAGAUGAAGGGAGCGCUUUCCUGGUGUAUGGUGCUCCGGGUUUCAGCAAAGACAAUGAGAGUCUUAUCACAAGGAAGGAAUUUCAAGAAGGUUUAAAUAUGUAUUUCCCUGGAGUGAGUGGAUUGGGGAAGGAAGCAAUCCUUUUCUACUACGUGGACUGGCUAGGGGACCAGGCACCAGAAGUCUAUCGUGAAGCUUUGGAUGAUGUUAUUGGAGAUUACAACAUCAUAUGCCCCGCAUUGGAGUUUACCAAGAAAUUUGCAGAGCUUGAAAAUAAUGCCUUUUUCUACUUUUUCGAACACCGAUCUUCCAAACUUCCUUGGCCAGAAUGGAUGGGAGUCAUGCAUGGCUAUGAAAUUGAAUUUGUGUUUGGCUUACCUCUGGGAAGAAGAGUUAAUUAUACGAGAGCUGAGGAAAUCUUUAGUCGAUCCAUAAUGAAAAUUUGGGCAAAUUUUGCAAAAUAUGGAGAUCCCAAUGGGACCCAGGGCAACAGCACAAUAUGGCCUCUCUUCACAAGUACUGAACAAAAAUACCUAACCCUGAACACAGAGAAAUCAAAAAUAUACUCUAAACUCCGUGCUCCCCAAUGCCAAUUCUGGAGACUAUUUUUUCCAAAGGUCUUGGAAAUGACAGGAGGUAUUGAUGAAACAGAGCAAGAGUGGAAGGCAGGAUUCCAUCGCUGGAGCAAUUACAUGAUGGACUGGAAAAAUCAAUUUAACGAUUACACUAGCAAGAAAGAGAGCUGUACGGCUCUCUAAUUAAUAAAUUUACCCUUUAUAGAAUGUUCAUUUUCCUGUAGAUGAAGGCAAAAAUACAAGUAGCUCUCUCCAUAAAUACCAAGAAUGCUAUUACACAGCAGAGAAGAAAUGCCAAAUGAGAAUAUCGAUUACUUACACUUUCACUUAGUAUUUUACCUAAUGUCUCAGAACUGAGUCAUUAGAAGUUGUUUUUUAUUAAUCUUCACAAUGUAAACAUUCAGAAAUUAAUUAUGUGCUGCUUUAAUAUUACUUUUCUGAAUAACAUUACAGCUUUUACCUAAAAGUUACAUCAUGUGCUUUUAUUCAAUCCUAUAUUUUCAGAGCUACCUACAUAAGUCUAUUACUAAAAUCUGAAUUAGAUUUUGAAACAAUGGAUCCUGUAAUUUAUAUUACUGUUGCCUAUAUUUUUCAUAAGUCUAAUAUCAAUAUCAAAUAGUAAAACAAACAAAAAUUUGGCUAUCCAUAUACGUAGAGGCAAGAGAGAAUA
Molecule: messenger RNA, 2432 nt
Organism: Apodemus sylvaticus (European woodmouse)
Lineage: Eukaryota; Metazoa; Chordata; Mammalia; Rodentia; Muridae
Gene: Bche
Product: butyrylcholinesterase
Exons: 4
Coding region: 134-1945 (603 amino acids)
Biological process (GO): acetylcholine catabolic process; choline metabolic process
Cellular component (GO): plasma membrane
Molecular function (GO): acetylcholinesterase activity
Source: RefSeq, a predicted model, not a curated record